This is a messenger RNA of Leucoraja erinaceus (little skate), 2003 nucleotides long. RefSeq names its product proline-rich protein 29-like. The transcript is spliced from 6 exons. NCBI's taxonomy places the organism in Eukaryota, Metazoa, Chordata, Chondrichthyes, Rajiformes, Rajidae. The record is from RefSeq and is a predicted model, not a curated record. Bases 996 to 1604 code for a protein of 202 amino acids.
GUAACAAAAUACUAAACAUGACUAUUUUCAUUUACAUGACAUUGCUGUGCCCCAAACAUUAUGAUGCCCUGAAAUGGGGGGGACUAUGUAUAAACACUGCUGUAAUUUCUACAUGAUGAAACCAAAAUGUAUAAAAUUGUCUUUAUUAAAAUCUGACAAUGUGCACUUUAACCACAUGUGAUUUUUUCUAUUACAAAUCUCAAAUUGUGGAGUACAGAGGCAAAUAAAUAGGUUAUAGGUCUUUGUCCAAACAUUAUGGAGGGCACUGUAGCUGCAGGCAUCCGAUAGCCGGCCAGAGCCACAGCAUUGUGAAGACCAGGACAGGAAUUUUAGCUGGUGCAGAUUUGAACGCUCCUUGAAUGCCAAAGGACAUGAUGCAGGCUCCCCGCCAGUUCCUACCUCACCACUGACUGCACAACUUCAGAGAGCCUGAAGGCAAUGGAGAAAACCAACCUCCCUUUUGCACCUUUUUUACAACCACGGUCAAUGGCUGGGUUUUGAAGCAUGAAAUAAAACUGGAAAAAGCUGGAGAUACUCAGCAGGACAGGCAGCAUCUGUGGAAAGAGAAACGGGAUGAAUGUUUCAGGUCAAUGGAACAAAUCAUGAGAGGAUUCUGAUGGAGGAUAUCAGCUCAGAUAUGGCAGUACUUUCUCUGAACUUCACUGGGAAGGCAGCAUGAAAAAUCUUUGGAUGUUUACAUAUCCACUAUAGUGGGAUCAAAGUCUUUUACCUCCGCUGCUUCAAUCCCAUGUUCUGCCGGGUUAUCCUGCCUUUAUACUUGGCUAUUUAACUGCGUACAGCUUGGGUCUGGCCCUCUUUUCACUGAAUUAAACAAAGGCUGUGGUUAAUAGGUAUUUGUAUUAAGUGCCAUGUUCAUCUCAAGCACGUCAGUGUUUAGAGCUGGGUUCCAUGGAGACCUAUUGUAUCGUUCCUCAUGCUGUUUACUUGGAUCUACACAGUAGCAUUUCCCAGUGCAGAAUCAGUGUGUGAAGAGAAUGUAUUUUGCUGAGAACGCUGUCUAUUCCCCUCAGGCAUGGGAACAAGAACCUCAAAGAGUGCAGAUAAUUCAACAGCAGGUUCCUCAGCAGCCAGCGACCAUAAUCCAGCAAAUCCCUGGACCACAGCCUCCUCAGAUUCCACCUGCCAGGAAUGGACAUAUGAAGGAAGAACUGGUGGAGCUGAUGAUGAUACAAAAUGCACAGAUGCACCAAGUGAUCAUGAACAACAUCACCAUGUCAGCACUCUCCAGCUUUGGGUACAACACGCAGCCACAGCCUGCCAAACAGAAUGCAAUAUCAAUCAGGAUGGAAGAGAGUGAGCCAGACACAGUUUACCACCAUCACUACGAGCCCUGGCCCUACCCUUCGUAUCCCACAUGGCCGACACUGCCACCCCAGGUCCUACCUCAGCUGUACCACCCGAUCCGACUACCGCAAGAGAACCUGCAGCCAACAGUGCGGCACAUCAGUCGAGACGGACGUCCAAAUCCCCGGAGAGAGUUUAAAGCGGUCCCUCCACCUCCACCACCCAGUGCCACAGGGACAGUGGGAGCAGACGUCCUCCCGGCCUCAGAGUAUUACGAUGCGGCUGAUGGUCCGAUAUGACAGGCUCCGGGUCCCGCUCCAAGAGGAUCCAUUCGCGAAGCACACAUCUGGCUCAAUAACCAUUGAGACCCAAGUGCCUGGCAGCUGCCGUCUCAAGCAGUGAUUCUCAUUUAAUGCCGCAAUAAAUAUGAACUUGGCUCAAGACCUUUGCUGUUGUGUAUUAGUCCCCAGCCAUCUGCUCGAUGCUCUGCCAUUCAAUUUACUCUUGCCUUUGGAUAGAGAAGAAUUCGAAGAGUGUUAGCGAUCCAAAAUAAAAUACAGGGCUUCGGUAAUGUUUCCAGCUAUCCCUCUCCUUAGACAGAGUCCUGUAUUUUAUACAGCAGCCCUUUGGAAUGGUUGGGAGAGAGGAGGGGUUGUAGUAGGCAAAUGAAGGAUGGAGGGAGUGGGGGAGAGGAUACA